Messenger RNA from Durio zibethinus, 6557 nucleotides. RefSeq names its product nuclear pore anchor (gene NUA). Lineage: Eukaryota; Viridiplantae; Streptophyta; Magnoliopsida; Malvales; Malvaceae. Gene Ontology annotation, cellular component: nuclear pore. Gene Ontology annotation, biological process: mRNA export from nucleus; protein import into nucleus. Gene Ontology annotation, molecular function: structural constituent of nuclear pore. The record is from RefSeq and is a predicted model, not a curated record.
UGGAAUAAAAAAGGGCCUGUAAAUGAAGAGACACAUACGAUAGGCUAGGGUUCCCAUAAAUACGAUCUCAAAUUCCCUCUUUUCUCUGCCAUUGCCUUGCCCAUUUCCCUUAAGAAAUUACCUUCAAAAAUAAAAGUUACUACCGAAUCUAUACUUUUCAUUCCUCCGCAACCUACUUACCAUUCCCCAGUGACAUGCCCUUCUUCAUCUCCGAGGAGGAGCUGUCGCGGCUCUCCAACGAUGCCGUUACGGUGGCGGAGAAGGCGGACGCCUACAUAAGGGAUAUGUACGGAGAGCUGGAGAUGGCGAAGGCCAAGGCUGAUGCCGCCGCCAUCACAGCCGAGCAAACCUGCUCUCUUCUGGAGCAGAAGUUCCUCUCCAUCUCUGGACAGUUGUCGGACUUACAGUCUCAGAACGCACAUCUUCAAUCUUCUCUCGAUGAGAGGAUCGCCGACCUCGCCCAGGCUCAGGCCCAGAAACACCAGCUCAACCUCCAAACCAUUGGAAAAGACGGGGAGAUUGAGAGGUUGACAACGGAGGUUUCAGAGCUACAUAAGUCGAAGAGACAGUUGCUAGAAAUGAUUGAGCAGAAAGAUUUAGAGAUUGCUGACAAGAACGCUGCUAUUAAGACCUAUCUUGAUAAAAUUGUUAACUUGACUGACAAUGCUGCCCACAAGGAAGCUCGAUUAAGUGAAACCGAGACUGAGUUGGUGCGAGUACAGGCUACUUGCACACGCCUUUCACAGGAAAAGGAGCUUAUUGAGAGGCACAAUGCUUGGCUUAACGAGGAGUUGAAUGCCAAAGUUAACAAUCUUAUUGAGAUUCGUAGAACACAGGCUGAACUUGAAGCUGAUAUGUCUGCUAAGCUUGCUGAUGUUGAGAGGCAAUAUAAUGAAUGCUCCAGCUCCUUAAAUUGGCACAAGGAAAGAAUGAGGGAACUAGAAACUAAGCUGACAUCUCUACAGGAGGAAUUGUGCACGUCAAAAGAGGCUGCUACAUCCAAUGAAGAGAGAUUUUCUGCUGAACUAUCCAUUGCAAAUAAGCUUGUUGAGUUACAUAAAGAAAGUUCAGAGGAAUGGUCCAAAAAGGCUGGGGAGCUUGAGGGAGCUAUAAAAGCUUUAGAAAUGCACCUCGGUCAAGUUGAAGAUGAUUACAAAGAUAGACUUGACAAGGAAGUAUCUGCUAAGAAACAAUUUGAGAGGGAGACAGAAGAUUUGAAAGAGGAACUUGAGAAGUGCAAAGCUGAAAUUGAAGCUGGUAGGAAAGCGAACGAGUUGAAUCAACUUCCACUUGGCAAUUUUACAACAGAAAUAUGGAUUAAUGCAAGUGAUGCUAAUGACGUGGUUGAGGAUGAUCGCGCACUUGUCCCAAAGAUCCCUGUUGGGGUUUCAGGAACAGCACUAGCUGCUUCUCUUCUCCGUGAUGGUUGGAGUCUGACCAAAAUGUAUGCCAAAUACCAAGAGGCUGUUGAUGCUCUUCGACAUGAGCGAUUGGGUAGGAAGGAAUCUGAAUCAAUAUUGCAACGGGUGCUACAUGAAAUAGAAGAGAAAGCAGUAGUCAUUAUGGAUGAAAGAGCGGAAUAUGAGAGAAUGCUUGAGGCAUACUCUGUAGUCAACCAGAAAUUGCAAAAUUUUACUUCAGAACGCUCAAAUUUAGAGAAGAUAAUACAGGAAUUAAAGGUUGAUUUGAGGAGGCAUGAACGAGACAAUCAUCUGGCUCAUAAGGAAAUUACUGAUCUUCAAAAGCAGGUGACGGUUCUUCUUAAGGAAUGCCGUGACAUACAACUACGUUGUGGACCUAUCGGACAUGAUUUUUCUGGUGAUGAUGCAACCGUUGCUGCUGCUGAUAUGAGUGUGGAGCCUAAUGUUGACAAAGUUAUUUCAGAAUUGACAUUUAAGGAUAUAAAUGGAUUAGUUGAGCAGAAUGUUCAACUUAGGAGCCUUGUGCGUGAUCUCUGUGACCAGAUCGAAAAUAAAGAGAUGGAGUUCAAGGAAAAGUUGGAAAUGGAGCUCAAAAAACAAACUGAUGAAGCUGCAUCUAAAGUUGCGGCAGUGUUACAAAGAGCUGAAGAGCAGGGGUGCAUGAUUGAAUCACUGCAUACCUCUGUUGCGAUGUACAAAAAGUUAUAUGAGGAGGAACAUAAGCUUCAUCUGUCUUAUUCCCCUGCAACAGAAGCAGCUCCAGUUUGUGGAAGGAAGGAUCUCUUGCUUCUUCUUGAAGGUUCCCAGGAAGCUAGUAAGAAAGAGCAAGAAAAAGCUGCUGAACGUUUAAGAUGCCUUGAAGAGGAUCUAGCUAAGGCCAGGGCUGAGAUUAUAUCUUUACGGUCGGAGCGUGACAAGUUGACUCUUGAAGCGAAUUUUGCAAGAGAGAAACUGGAAAGUGUCAUGAAAGAAGCUGAGCGUGAGAGGGAUGAAAUCCAUGGUGUUCUGGCGAGAAAUGUGGAGUUCUCACAAUUAAUUGUUGACUACCAAAGGAAGCUACGUGAAAGUUUUGAAUCUUUAAAUGCUGCUCAGGAGCAUUCUCGGAAAUUGACAAUGGAGGUGUCUGUAUUGAAACAUGAAAAAGAGAUGCUAGCAAAUGCUGAAAAGAGAGCAUGUGAUGAAGUUCGCAGCUUGUCAGAGAGAGUUCAUCGACUGCAGGCUAGCUUGGAUACUAUCCAGAGUGCAGAGGAAGUUCGUGAGGAAACAAGAGCUUUGGAGAGAAGAAGGCAAGAAGAGUAUAUUAAACAAAUAGAGAAAGAAUGGGCUGAAGCUAAGAAACAGGUGCAAGAAGAGAGGGAUAAUGUUCGUACUCUCAUGUCUGACCGUGAGCAGACUCUGAAAAAUGCCAUGAAACAAGUUGAAGAAAUAGGAAAAGAAUUAGCUAAUGCUUUGCAUGCUUGUGCUGCUGCUGAGGCGAGGGCUGCUGUUUCUGAGGCCAGACUCUCUGAUCUGGAGAAAAAUCUUAAAUCUUCUGAUGCUAAGAUUUUGGCAAUAGAUGGUGUUACUGGACCAUCCUCUAUUUCAACAAAUGAGGUUGCAGAAUUGCCGAUGGCAAAGGAAGAGAUGGAGAAACUAAAGGACGAAGUAAAAGCUAACCAGGAUCACAUGCUACAGUAUAAGAACAUAGCACAAGUGAAUGAAGCUGCAUUGAAGCAAAUGGAGCUUGCACAUGAAAAUUUCAAGAUUGAGGCUGAAAAGUUGAAGAAAUCUUUAGAAGCUGAGCUUGGUUCACUUAGAGAGAGGGUUUCUGAACUUGAGAAUGAAUCUUCUUUGAAAUCAGAGGAAGUUGCCUCUGCAACUGCAGGAAAGGAACAGGCUCUUUCAUCUGCAUUAGCAGAAAUUACAAGUUUAAAGGAGGAAGCCGCAGUUAAAAGUUCUCAAAUUGUGGCAUUGGAGAUUCAAAUUUCUUAUCUGAAAGAAAACCUGGAGAAGGAGCAUGAAAAGUGGCAUGCAGCUCAAACCAAUUAUGAAAGACAGGUUAUUCUACAAUCAGAGACCAUUCAGGAGUUGACUAAAACAUCACAAGAAUUGGCUUUAAUGAAGGGGGAGGCAUCUGAGUUGCGUAAAUUGGCAGAUGCACAUAAAAGUGAAAAUGCUGAACUUAAGGCCAAGUGGGAGAUGGAGAAAUCAAUCCUUGAGGAAUCAAGGAAAGAAGCUGAGAAGAAGUAUGAUGAACUUAAUGAACAGAACAAAAUAUUGCACAGUCGGCUUGAAGCUUUGCACAUUCAGUUGGCUGAGAAAGAUCGUGGUUCCGUACUUUCUGGUGGAAAUGUUUUUCCAGAUCCACUUGGUGAUUCUGGUUUGCAGAAUGUCGUUAAUUACCUCCGACGGACGAAAGAAAUAGCAGAAACGGAGAUUUCUUUAUUGAAGCAGGAGAAGUUACGAUUGCAAUCACAACUUGAGAAUGCUCUUAAGGCAGCAGAAGCUGCCCAAGCCACACUUAAUGCUGAGCGUUCCAAUUCAAGAGCAGUAUUGAUGACAGAGGAAGAGAUCAAGUCUUUACAACACCAGAUUAGGGAAAUGAAUUUACUCCGUGAAAGCAACAUGCAGCUUAGAGAGGAGAACAAGCACAAUUUUGAGGAAUGCCAGAAAUUACGGGAGGUAGCUCAAAAGAAUAGGACUGAAUCUGAAACUCUAGACAGUCAGCUGAUGGAGAGACAUAUUGAGCUUGAAGCUUCUAAAAAAGAAAUUGAAAUGCAUCUGACAGAAAGAGAUCUCUUGGAAAAGAGGGUCUCUGAGUUACUUGAGAGAUGCAGAAACAUUGACGUGGAAGACUAUGAUCGUCUGAAAAAUGAUGUUCAACAGAAGGAGGAAAAGUUGAAAGAGAAGGAUGCUCAGAUAGAGGAGAUCACAAACCUUCUGUCUAAGAAGCAGGAUAUAAUAUCGAAAUUGGAACGAGAUCUUGCAAACAGCAAGAUGGAUCUUAAUGACAAGGAUAAAAAGUUAAAUGAUAUUUUGCAGUUAGAGGCUAAUCUAAAGUUGGACUUGGAGAAGCAGAAGAAGCUUGUCCUUCAAUUAAAGAGGAGAGCUGAGAAUUUGGCAAAAGAAAAGGAGCAAAUGGGCAAAGAAAAUCAAGCACUUUCAAAACUGGUGGAGGAAUUGAAACAAGGUCGAAGGUCCAGCAGUGAUAUUACUGGUGAGCAAGUCAUGAAGGAAAAAGAGGAGAAAGACACUAGAAUACAGAUUCUGGAGAAAACUGUUGAGAGGCAAAGAGAAGAGCUGAAAAAAGAAAGGGAUGAACACCAGAAUGAGAAAGCAAAGCGUAUAAAGUGUGAACGGACUAUUAUGGAAGCUGUCAGGAAAACUGAAAAGGGAAAAGCAACCGUUUUAAGCGAGCUUGAGAACUAUCAGCAGGCAUUGAAGCGCAUCUCAGAAGAACUAGAAAAGCUCAAGCAUGCUGAAGGCAAUCUUCCUGAGGGUACCUCAGUGAUUCAGCUUCUUUCUGGUACCAUCUCUGAUGAUCAUGCUUCUCCAUAUUUAUCUGCUGCAGAGGAUUUCGAAAGAGUUGCACGUUCGAUUCUGAAUGAGCUUGGAACUGGCUCCAUCCCUGGAGAUGUCCCUUCAGUUGACACUUCACCCACCUUUACAGGCACAGCAGUUUCGGAUCAGGGCCCUGUUGUUGCAUCCUCAACUGCUCCUGCAACAAGUCACCAACAACCAGCUAAAGCAUCAGAAGAGAGGAGAUCUAUUUUACCUAAAACCAAUAUUGAAACACGCAAAACAGGGAGGAAGCUUGUCCGCCCACGUUUUGUCAAAGCUGAAGAGCCACAAGGUGACGUGGAGAUGUCAGAAACUACAUCUCAUGAUGCUGAUGCUCAAGGAACUCUCACUCAACAAAAUCAACAACAAUCAGUUCGCAAACGUCUGGCUUCUGUUACUUCUGAAUUGUGUGAGGAUAUACCAGUUCCUGGGGAGACGAGCACUGAUGUGGCUGUACCUGUUCUAAAAAAAUCCAAGGGUUCAGAUUCUGCACAAGAGGCGGCUGAAGGUCAAGCUGCUGCUCUUUCAGAAAAUCUUGCUUGUCCACAAGUAACUGAAGAACCUUAUGAUACUGUUGGUGAUGUGACUCAAGGUUCAAAUGAGGAGGUUGUUGACGUGAAGGAAGAGGCAGACACAAUGGAGGAAAAUUUUGAAGAAUCAAAAGAACCCCAAGUAGAUAGCACAAAUGAAAUUGGAAUGCAGGAAAAUAAAAACAAUAUGUUGGAUGAGAUCUUGGAUAAGGCAGGUGGAAACGAGAUGGUAGUUGAUGAUGAAUCAAAGAAUUCAGCUGAGCAAGACAGCCAAAAGCCCAUUCUAGAAACUGAGAGUGAGAGGGAAGAAGGAGAAGUGGUCCCUGAGGUAGCAGCAGAUGUUGAAGGAGGUGCCAAUGUGCACAAUGUGGUGGGAUGCUCUGAGAUUGGGGAUGGUCAGACAGAACUAGUUCCGUCUCCUGUGGCUUCACCUUCUAGGGUUGAUGAUGAAGCUCUAGUUACAGCAGCAAUAGAAGGCGAUAACUCUUCUGACGUUGUAAAUGAUGAGAAGAAUGAUGAAGGUGAUUUAGUUGAAGAGCUUGUUGCGGAAGGAUUUGACAAGUCAAAUGAUGUGGAGACGGAUACAUUGCCUGAAGCUGCCACUGGUACUAAUGAAACUGCUUCAACAAGUGUUCCACCAGAUGCGGAGGUCUCAAAACACAUUGGUAGUUCAAGCGCUGCACCAGAAGCUGAGGAUGUAAAACAGACGUCUCCUGUAAGUGGAACCUCAACGGUGGUAAAUCUACAAGAGCGAGCUAGGGAAAGAGCCAUACUGAGGCAGGCAGGAGUGCUUGCUUCUUCAACUAGAGGUCGUGGAAGGCCAGCAAUACGUGCUCGAGGUGCCCGGGGACGCAAUGGGCGUGGACGAGGAGGACAAAGUUCAGAAAAACAGUGAGCAACUUUUUAAAAGAAAAUCUUUAUAUAUAUAUAUAUAUAUAUAUAUAUUAACGUCACAGCUUGUUUCUGACAUGAGAUUUUUUUGAGAUUUUAUUAAUUUGUUUUACUUGAUUCGAAAAUUUUUAAUUUGACAAAGUAACUGACGCUUGGUUAGAUUAAUUACAUUUAU